AUGGCUGCGACGCCGGGGCUGCUCCUCUGGCUGCUCCUGCUCGGGUUUUCCGGGCGGGUGCGGGGCCAGCAGGAUCUGGGCCCCGGCCGACGCUUCGCAGAGCACAAACUCUGCGCGGACGACGAAUGCAGCAUGUUAAUGUACCGGGGUGAGGCCUUAGAAGAUUUUACAGGACCGGAUUGCCGUUUUGUGAAUUUUAAAAAAGGUGAACUUGUUUAUGUCUAUUAUAAACUGGAGGGAAGAUGGCCUGAAGUUUGGGCUGGAAGUGUGGGACCUACUUUUGGAUAUUUUCCAAAAGACUUAAUCCAAGUUGUCUACAAAUAUACUAAAGAAGAGUUACAAGUUCCGGCAGAUGAGACAGAUUUUGUUUGCUUUGAUGGAGGAAAAGAUGAUUUUGAUAAUUAUAAUAUAGAAGAACUGUUAGGGUUUUUGGAAUUGCCUGAUAGUACAACUGGAGAUUCUUGGAAAACUGUAAAAAAAUCUCAGCAUGUGGGAAAAUCUCCUGAAGUAUCUGAGGAAAGUGAUCCUGAACUUGAAAUAGAAGACUUCAACUCAGAGGAAAGCAAAAAUCUACUCUUUGAAAAUAAUAAGGAACUGAAGGACAGACAUGAGGGCCAAAUGAAACAGCCCCACAGCAACAGUCAAGCCCAUCAUGCUCAAGGAGAGAGGUCCUUUGAAGAAAUUUUGCAUGAUCAAUUAAAAGUUUCAGAAAGUGAAAACAACAAAACCAGCAAUAGUUCUCCAGUCUCAACUGAACAGGAGAAGAUCGACGCUUACAAACUCCUGAAAAAAGAAAUGACUCUGGACUUGAAAACCAAAUUUGGUUCAACUGCAGAUGCAUUGGUCUCUGAUGAUGAGACAACCAGACUGGUUACUUCUUUAGAAGAUGAUUUUGAUGAGGAAUUGGAAGCAGAUUAUUACACAGUUGGGAAGGAAGAAGAGGAGAGUCAAGAAGACUUCGAUGAACUACCAUUGCUAACCUUUACACAUUUAGAAGAAAGGGAAACUCCAGGGGAACGGGGAAUGGAGAUAUACUCAAUAGACAAAGAGCAGAAUCCGAGUCAGGGGGAUAUGGUUAGGGAAACUCAGCUCUCUGGCAUCAAAAAUGACCCUAAACCUAUUUUAACAACGUUGGAGGACACUAUUAUCUCUGGGACUACAGGGGGUGAAGACAAAACAGGUAUGGAUUCAGAGCAUUCUGAUACAGAGCAAAGGAAGGAAGGGGCAUAUGCAUUAACCCCAGAGACCACAUGGGGGAAACCAUCAUCAGCGAGUGAUGACCUUGACCCCGAAAAGUCAGGAGAUGCCCUUUUGGUUGUGGAAGUCUCUAAGACAGAUAAUAACAAAGAACCAGAAACAGACACAGAAAUCCACACUGAAGGAAAGAAAGUGGAAUCCAAGAGGAGCCUCGUGAAAGAUGAGACAGAGGCUGAGAUGAAAGAAGGUGCCACCAUGCCCAGUUUUACUCAAAGAAACAACCAAAACUCUUGGGCAGCCCCUGGAAAGGGCAAAGAAACAUUAAAGCCAGACUUUGAUAACAAAGAAGGCGAUCUGAAGAUAGCAGUUGUUCAGAUCUCAAAGGAAAUGCUCAGGGAAGAAAAACCUGGAGAGCAGAUUUCAGGAGGAGGCUCAGAGAGCAAAUUGACACCUGAGGCCACAGGGAAGCAACUGAAUGGAGAAAAGAUGAACCAGGAACCUAUGGAUGCUGCACCUCAUGGGGGAGAUAGUCAGCAUAAUGCAUCUCAAGACCUUGUGCAGGAAGUUGCUGUGGCAGGAAGUGGACCAAAGGCACACCCACUUUCAGAGGUGCAUCCUGGUGAGGCAUUUAAAGAAGAACGGCUUCUGCAAACCCAAAAUCAACCCCGAUUCUCCUCUCCAGAUGAAAUUGGUUUUCCAAGAGAGCUGGAAGAAGGGGUUCCCAUUUGGGGAAGAAAUCUUUCUAGGCAUCAGGAACGAGACGUGGCUGCUACAAAUGAUUCACACAUGGAUGAGAAGACGAGUCUCUCGAAGGACGAGGGGUGGGAGGAGGCUUCUGAUGGAGAGUCUUUUCUUCCUAGUCCAGGGUCUGGUACAUGGGCUGGAGAUGCUACAGGCCUUGCUGUAGGUGUAGGGGUGCCAGGACUCCCUCUUGAAGAACCAGGAGCAGAAGAUGAUGACCCCCCUGAAGAACUCUUGGAGGAUGAAAAUGCCAUAAGUGCAAAGCAGGCCCAAGCAAAACCCCGUGGGGUGCAGGGCAGCAUGUUAGCUGUCAACCUGCAAGUCCCGGACAGAGCUACUGUAGGCACUGUUAACACUGACCCAGACACUGAAGAAACCAAAGAAACUAGUGUGAUUCUGGAAAGGGAAAGAAAAAGUGCAAAUGGGGACAAGGAUACAGAACUGGUAGGCAGGGGACUGGGUAGUAUGGUGGCUAAAAAAGAAAGCCGUUCUGUGGGUGAAGAAGCCCAGAGCCCCCCUGAAGUCAGUGCCUCUCCUGAUAUGAAGAAAAAUGGGACUCCAGAGCUAGGGGAACUGUUUAAGGAUAAAGACUCUACUUAUUUUCAAGAAGACAACCCCCAGGACCUCCCAAAGACUUCCAAGCUCCCUCAGAAGCCUGGGCCAGAAGACCUUUCAAAGGAGGACCAGACAGUCUCAGAGGAGAAGUUGAUGGGCACAGAAAGCCAGGGGUCUGCUACUGAGGAGCAUGAGGAGGACCUGUCCCACUGGACCCCACAUACAGAGGCAAAGCCAGAGCGUAGUGAUGGCAUGAAAGGCUUGCCCAUAAUAGGCAGUUUCUUUAAAGACCAACAGUCUUUGCAAAGGUUCCAAAAGUACUUUGAUGUCCAUGAGCUAGAAGCCAUGCUUCAAGAAAUGUCAGUAAAGCUGAAGGCAGCACAACAGGAUAGCUUGCCUUAUAAUGUGGACAAAGUCCUAGAAAAGGUCUUUCGGGCUUCUGAGUCACACAUCCUGAACGUAGCAGAGAAAAUGCUUGAUGCCCGUGUCACAGAAAAUGGAGACGUAGGAGUGAAGGAAAAUACCAUCUUUGAAGAGGCAGCUGUGCUAGAUGAUAUUCAGGAUCUGAUCUACUUUGUCAGGUACAAACAAUCCACAGUGGAGGAGACGGUGCCACUGGCAACACCACAGGCUCCAGACGAUAACUGGGGUGCACCCCUGGAAGAGCUCCAAGCACCACUUGAAGAUACCAUCCCACAUGAUAAAACAGAAGAGCUUAACAUACAGACUCCCGGGGACCCCAGCCGUAGGGAUCAGCCAGUGACCAGUGACACCGGGACCUCAGAAAUGUCACAGAAGCCAAAUACUGAGACUGAUGUAGACUCAGGGAUAAUCAGAACAGAGGUCACACCUGUUGUUGGUACAGAAGCGCAGCCAGAAGCGGUUGCUGAGGAGCCGGCCAGUGGUACACUUUUGGAAAAUGCAGCCCUCUUAUUAUCUUCACUCAUAUUUUAUUUAACCAAGAUGUUAGUUGCUAAGUUGCCUGAUGGUGUUCAGCCUGGCCCUGACUUUUAUGGACUGCCGUGGGAACCUGUACUUAUGACUGUCUUCUUAGGAAUUGUUUCAUUUUCUGUUUUCUUCUGGAGAUCUGUUCUUGUGGUGAAGAGUAGAGUAUAUCAAGUCACUGAAAAGCAGAUAGCUGAGAAGGUGAAGAAUAUCAUGAAGGAAAAUGCAGAACUUGUACAAAAGUUGUCAGAUUAUGAACAGAAGAUCAAGGAAUCAAAGAUACAUGUCCAGGAAACCAAGAAACAAAAUACUAUUCUGUCAGAUGAAUCAGUUAAAUUUAAGGAUAAAAUCAAGAGACUUGAGGAAAGUAAAGAAGUUCUGGAUGAUACAGCUAAAAAUCUGCUUAUUAUGUUAGAAUCUGAGAGAGAACAAAAUGCAAAGAAUAAGGACGUGAUCCUGGAAAACAAGAAAGCUAUAGAGAUGUUAAAGGAUAUUAUUUCAAUGAAUGCUUCGGAAUUGUCAGAGGUUCAAAUUGCUCUUAAUGAGGCUAAACUAAGUGAAGAGAAGGUGAAAUCUGAAUGCCACCGAGUUCAAGAAGAAAAUGCUAAGCUUAAAAAGAAAAAAGAGCAGUUGCAGCAGGAAGUAAAAGACUGGAGUAAAUCUCAUUCUGAACUCUGUGAGCAAAUCAAAUCAUUUGAGAAAUCUCAGAAAGAUUGGGAAGUAACUCUGACUCACAAAGAUGAUAAUAUUAAUGCUUUGACUAAUUGCAUUACACAGUUGUAUCGGUUAGAUUGUGAAUCUGAACCUGAAGGUCAAGCUACAGGAGAAAAUGACUUAGCUGAAUUAGCAAAUGGAGAAGUGGCAGGGGACUCGAGUGAGAAGGUGAAAGCCCAGAUCAAGCAUCUGAUGGAUGUUUCUCGGACACAAACUGCUAUGUCAGUAGUUGAAGAGGAUCUAAAACUUUUACAAAGUAAACUAAGAGCCUCGAUGUCCACUAAAUGUAACCUAGAAGAUGAAAUAAAGAAAUUGGAAGGUGAUUGCAGCUCUCUGCUGUCUACUAAAACUCUACUGGAGGAUGAAUGCAAAACCCUGAGGCAGAAAGUGGAGAUUCUGAAUGAACUCUACCAGCAGAAGGAGAUGGCACUGCAAAAGAAGUUGAGUCAAGAAGAGUAUGAACGCCGAGAGAGAGAGCAACAAUUGUCAGCUGCAGAUGAAAGGGCAGUUUUGGCUGCAGAAGAAGUAAAAACUUACAAGCGGAGAAUUGAAGAAAUGGAGGAAGAAUUACAUAAAACAGAGCGCUCAUUUAAAAACCAGAUAGCUACUCAUGAGAAGAAAGCACAUGAUAACUGGCUCAAAGCUCGUGCUGCAGAGAGAGCUAUGGCUGAAGAGAAAAGAGAAGCCGCUAACUUGAGACACAAAUUACUGGAAAUAACCCAAAAGAUGGCAGUUUUGCAAGAGGAACCUGUGAUUGUAAAACCUAUGCCAGGAAGGCCCAUUAUGCAGAACCCACCUCGAAGAGGUCCUUUCAACCAUAACGGCUCUUUUGGCCCCUCUCCCGUGAGCGGGGGGGAGUGCUCCCCUCCACUGGCAGCUGACUUGCCUGCUAGACCACCGUCUGCUACACUUGGCCCACGGGAGGUGCCUCCAGGUGAAUUUGAUCCGGCGUCCGUCACAGCUCCCAUGAUGAACAGCAACUCAAGAGGCUCUUCACCUAAUAAGGUGCUGGAUGAGGGCAAGGUUAAUGUGGCUGCAAGAGGCCCUCCAUCUUUCCCAGGGGUGGGACCCUUCAUGAGCUCCCCACUACCACCUAUUCGAUAUGGACCACCGCCUGCAUUCUGUGGGCCUUUUGGACCACGACCAAUUCCUCCACCAUUUGGUCCUGGUUUGCGUCCACCUCUAGGCCCAAGGGAAUAUGGACCAGGCAUUCCACCAGGAAAGCUGCCUUUCGAUUCACGAGAGUUUGUACCAGGACACCCACCUGUUAAACCUUUGGGUCCUCUUGGCCCAAGAGAAUAUUUCAUUCCUGGUCCCCGAGUACCAUGUCCAGCCCAAGGGCCCCAGGAUUAUCCACCUCCAUGUGCUGCAAGAGACUUCUUGCCUUCUGGCUCUAGAGACCAGCCCCCUCCUGCCUCCCAGAGCAGUACUCAGGACUGUUCAUUGGCUUUUGAAGAGGGAAAUUUAGUCUAAGAAGAAAGCAGACUGUACUGUCCAUCACAGUCAAAGAUUUCAUUGGCUUUAAAGUCCAAAAAUUUCUUUUAAAAGUUUUUUAGACAUAAGCUGCCCUGGCAGCCAGUAUACAUUUUUGAGCCAAACAAUUAAAAAAUAUUAUUUCCUCCCCAAAUAAAAGUCACCUCAUAAGCUAGAUCCUCCUUAAACUUUAAAAUGUGCAAUAAAGAAUACCUGUGUUUUAGUUGAUGUA
Molecule: messenger RNA, 5857 nt
Organism: Condylura cristata (star-nosed mole)
Lineage: Eukaryota; Metazoa; Chordata; Mammalia; Eulipotyphla; Talpidae
Gene: MIA3
Product: melanoma inhibitory activity family, member 3
Exons: 27
Coding region: 1-5625 (1874 amino acids)
Biological process (GO): vesicle cargo loading; endoplasmic reticulum to Golgi vesicle-mediated transport; protein secretion
Cellular component (GO): endoplasmic reticulum membrane; endoplasmic reticulum exit site
Molecular function (GO): protein binding
Source: RefSeq, a predicted model, not a curated record